Molecule: messenger RNA, 781 nt
Organism: Anastrepha ludens (Mexican fruit fly)
Lineage: Eukaryota; Metazoa; Arthropoda; Insecta; Diptera; Tephritidae
Product: peptidoglycan-recognition protein SD-like
Exons: 3
Coding region: 10-711 (233 amino acids)
Biological process (GO): peptidoglycan catabolic process
Molecular function (GO): zinc ion binding; N-acetylmuramoyl-L-alanine amidase activity
Source: RefSeq, a predicted model, not a curated record
AGUAUUUUGAUGCUCACCAGGUUCUAUGCAUCAUCAGUUACACAUCUACUGUCAGAGUUACGACAGUAUUCAAUCAUUUUCAGUGUAUUUAAAACAGUGUCACCGAACGAUCCGAACGUCUUAAGCAAAAUGUAUGAAACCACCAAUCAAAUUGCAAUAUAUCUUUUACUUUUCACUUUACGCAACGUGAUUGUAGCAGCUGAUCCAAACGUUAUAACCAAAUCGGAAUGGAAUGGCGUUGAGGCGUCCAAUGAGCUCACUAGGCAAUCUUUGCCAGUGGGCCGCGUCGUAAUUCUGCACACAGCUGGGAUAGACUGCACUGAUGUGGAUAUCUGCUCUCAGCAAGUUCGAAACAUCCAACAUUUUCACAUGCAAAACUUUAAUUUCGAUGAUAUUGCCUAUAACUUUCUCAUCGGCAAUGAUGGCAAUGUUUACGAGGGACGCGGCUGGGAUUAUAUCGGUGCUGCUAUCAAAAAUUAUAAUGUGGGUGGUCUUAGCUUGGCUUUCAUGGGCACAUUCGUGAAGACCACUCCCAGCGCCCAAGCAUUAGACGCGGCUCAAUCCCUAUUGGAAAUGGGUGUACGGACGUCCAAGUUAAUUGGGGACUAUAAGCUUUUCGGGCAUCGCCAAUUAUCGCCAACGGAAAGUCCGGGCGCGGCCUUGUAUGAGAUCAUAAAGCAGUGGCCACAUUGGAGUCGUAGCAUUAGUUGAAAAAAGUACCCAUAUAUGCCAUUUGUUACCUGUAAAGUAAUCCCAAAUAUACCUACAUAUAUGCAACAUU